Molecule: messenger RNA, 1518 nt
Organism: Pichia kudriavzevii
Lineage: Eukaryota; Fungi; Ascomycota; Pichiomycetes; Pichiales; Pichiaceae
Exons: 2
Coding region: 1-1518 (505 amino acids)
Biological process (GO): ATP metabolic process; proton transmembrane transport
Cellular component (GO): proton-transporting V-type ATPase, V1 domain
Molecular function (GO): ATP binding; proton-transporting ATPase activity, rotational mechanism
Source: RefSeq, a predicted model, not a curated record
AUGUUGUCAGAUAAAGAGCUAUACGAAUUAAAUAAGAAGGCUGUUACCCAGGGGUUUAAUAUCAAGCCAAGGUUGAACUAUAACACGGUUGGGGGUGUCAAUGGUCCAUUGGUGAUUUUGGAAAACGUGAAGUUCCCAUCAUAUAACGAGAUUGUCGAUUUAACCUUGCCCGAUGGAACUACCAGAGCAGGUCAAGUUUUAGAAGUUAGAGGCGAUAAGGCCGUUGUCCAAGUUUUUGAAGGUACAUCCGGCAUUGAUGUCAAGAAAACCAGAGUUGAAUUUACCGGUUCCAGUUUGAAAAUUCCAGUUUCCGAAGAUAUGCUUGGUAGAGUCUUUGAUGGUUCUGGUAGACCGAUCGAUAAUGGGCCAAGAGUUUUUGCUGAAGACUACCUUGAUAUUAAUGGAUCUCCAAUCAACCCAUAUGCAAGAAUCUAUCCUGAAGAAAUGAUUUCCACUGGUGUUUCUGCAAUCGAUACAAUGAACUCGAUUGCAAGAGGUCAGAAGAUUCCAAUUUUCUCUGCUUCUGGUUUGCCACAUAACGAGAUCGCAGCACAGAUUUGUAGACAAGCAGGUUUGGUUAGACCAACAAAGGAUGUCCAUGAUGGUCAUGAAGAAAAUUUCUCUAUUGUUUUUGCUGCAAUGGGUGUUAACUUGGAAACUUCGAGGUUCUUCAAACAGGAUUUCGAGGAAAAUGGAUCACUUGAAAGAACAUCGUUAUUCUUGAAUUUGGCAAACGAUCCAACCAUUGAAAGAAUUAUUACUCCAAGAUUAGCAUUAACAACAGCUGAAUACUUGGCAUACCAGACCGAGAGACACGUUUUGACCAUUUUGACAGAUAUGUCCUCUUACGCAGACGCAUUAAGAGAAGUUUCUGCAGCUAGAGAAGAAGUUCCUGGUAGAAGAGGUUACCCGGGUUAUAUGUAUACCGAUUUGUCUACCAUUUAUGAAAGAGCAGGACGUGUUGAGGGAAGAAAUGGUUCGAUUACACAAAUUCCAAUUUUAACAAUGCCAAAUGAUGAUAUCACGCAUCCAAUUCCAGAUUUAACUGGUUACAUUACAGAAGGACAAAUAUCCGUUGAUAGACAACUACACAACAGGGGUAUCUAUCCACCAAUUAAUGUUUUACCUUCAUUAUCGAGAUUGAUGAAAUCUGCUAUUGGUGAAGGUAUGACAAGAAAGGAUCAUGGUGAUGUGUCUAACCAAUUGUAUGCAAAGUAUGCAAUUGGUAGGGACGCGGCAGCAAUGAAGGCUGUUGUUGGUGAAGAAGCACUAUCAACUGAAGACAAAUUAUCCUUGGAAUUUUUGGAGAAAUUCGAGAAGACAUUCAUCUCCCAAGGUGCAUACGAAAAUAGAACUGUCUUUGAAUCUCUUGAUCUAGCGUGGUCUUUACUAAGAAUUUAUCCAAAGGAGAUGUUAAACAGAAUUUCUCCAAAGAUUUUGGAAGAAUUCUAUGAUCGUGAAAGAGACGACGAUGACGAAGACGAAGACGAGGAUGAGGAAAACAGGGAAGACAAAUAA